Brienomyrus brachyistius is the source of this 3353-nucleotide messenger RNA. RefSeq names its product zinc finger protein ZIC 5-like. Bases 1 to 999 code for a protein of 332 amino acids. Gene Ontology annotation, cellular component: nucleus. Gene Ontology annotation, biological process: central nervous system development; regulation of transcription by RNA polymerase II. The record is from RefSeq and is a predicted model, not a curated record. Gene Ontology annotation, molecular function: RNA polymerase II cis-regulatory region sequence-specific DNA binding; DNA-binding transcription factor activity, RNA polymerase II-specific. Lineage: Eukaryota; Metazoa; Chordata; Actinopteri; Osteoglossiformes; Mormyridae. The transcript has 4 exons.
AUGCCAUGUGGAUGGAUCUGGCAGUGCAGUUAUGGAGACCACUUUGAGCAAAAAGAAAUUGGCGGUGUCUGUGGAUACGAGAAUGGUGUUGGCCAUCCAGUCCUUGUCGGACUUAAAGACAGGCCAGAAAACUUCGAUUACGGGCCAGAUCAUUGUGAGUCCUUUCCUCGCAAAUGUAAUUCUACGAACUUAAAUGUCAACGUUGCUUCGACUAGUCACGACGAAGCGGGGACGUUUCUGAGGUACAGGAGACCGCCCGUUAAGCAAGAGUUAAUUUGCAAAUGGGCUGAGCAAGAGCGCAGUUCGAAGAAAGUUUGCUUCCUAACAUUCAGCAAUAUGCAAGAACUGGUUAACCAUGUUACCGCCGAGCAUGUCGGGGGAGCCGAACAGAGCGUCCACGUUUGUCUCUGGGAGGAAUGCGCACGAAAGGGAAAACCUUUUAAAGCAAAAUAUAAACUGAUAAAUCACAUCCGAGUCCACACGGGAGAAAAACCUUUUCCCUGUCCUUUUCCGAGUUGCGGAAAAGUGUUUGCUCGUUCGGAAAAUCUUAAGAUUCACAAGAGGACGCACACAGGAGAGAAGCCAUUUAAAUGCGAAUUUGAUGGAUGCGACCGGAAAUUCGCCAACAGUAGUGACAGAAAGAAACACUCCCACGUCCACACGAGCGACAGGCCGUACUUCUGCAAAAUACGGGGCUGCGACAAGGCCUACACGCAUCCCAGCUCGCUAAGGAAGCACAUGAAAGUUCACUUCAGGCCUUCUCCUCCUUCAUCUCCAGCUUCCAGCACAAAGGCCGCUUAUCGUUCCUUGCCCAGUUAUACCAGAGAACCCUUUCCCCCGAUUUCUGGCCAUACGAAAUGCCAUACAGUUAAACUAUCGCCCAAGGUUAAUAACCUCAGCGAGUGGUAUGUUUGUCAGGGCAGUGCAGGAUCUAAUAUUCUUUGCAUUGGGAGCGAAGACGAUUCCUUCAGAAAUUCAGAGCCAAGAUCAAUAAUCUGAUAAUGGCGCUAUUACCCGUGCUGCCAAAUAUAAUAAGCAGAACAGAGAUACAACAAGUGUAUAUGCUGGAACAGGAAUAAUAUCAGAUGUCAAGUCGUUAAGGUCAAGAGCAGUUUAAAACAACGCCUCCCCUCGCCCCCAACCCCAGCGCCUUUUUCUUUUAAUGAUAAUGCGAUGUACACAUCCAGGAUUGAAAUAUUCAUGAAUUAUUAAUAUGGUGCACACAAGAACCCGCUUAAAGAAAUAAUUUCUAAGACUGUGAGACAUUAAGUAUAAUGAGUGUGUUGAAUGACGUACGCAUGAUGUGUGGUAGGAAUGACGUGAUUCAGAUGUCACUGGUUAAUUAUUUAACCGUGACAUUGUCCAUUUGAUGUAAUUAUUUACGUAACUCUUCACAGGUGACUGGUUUGAUCGAUGUCCGAUCACAGCAUGAGCUUAUAAAUCCGAGUUAUUCUGUCAGUUAACAGCCAUAUAUUUUACAUACAAGAAGGUGGUAACAUUUUGAUACGCCAUGGUUAUUCAUAGAUAAAAAUCAUAUGGAAAUUAUUUUCGAUGACGAUGACGCUUUUACGUCUAUGUUAAAGGAGCAUGUUCUUUUCUAGAAAUUGUAGGUAUAAACUAAUGCUAAUAAUAAUUGUUGUUAACAGAUUCUUUAAUCUCUGUUCCCCCGAGGCCAUGGGAAAAGUACUCAUCUUAUCUCCUCGAAAAAUGCAGGUUAUUUGUUAUUUUCUUAGUUUUUCCUAUAGGUGUUUUUUUCUGAAGCUGCGUUGCUUCAGUAAACCAUUCCUACGAAAAUCCACAAAAAAAUCAAUAUUAAAUGUUAAUACAUUUAGAUAACUGCCAAUAUGUAAUACUCCAAUGGAGUCCCUUCUUAGAGAACAUCACAGAGGCACGACACUAAGUCUUUUAUUUAACAGGCACAUAUGCAACAAGCCUGUCCUGCUUCGUUUGCAAAUAAUCUCUGCUUGAGCGGAAGGACCAAAUUUACGAAAUUACAACGUUUUGGGAAAACCUGUGAAAACUGAAAAGAAAAUGCAACAUAUUUUCUAUACCCCUAGCUAAAAUUUAUUAGAGGGUAACGAAAUUAGAAUGCAGCAGCUUUUAAGGUUUGGCGCCAAAUAUUUCAAGAAAAAAAACCUUAAUUACUGCUUCGCUAUCUUUUCCUUUGGCAGUUUACAAGAAAAAAAUCGUUCGAGGAAUCCAAAUAAUUUAAAAAACGUAUUUGUCUUAGAAAUGAAAGGUGAUUCCUUCGUAAUCCAUAAAAUAUAAACAUUUUUAAAAGAGAAAGGGUCAAAAGUAAUAUUCACUUUUCGCUCUUUUACAGAGUCUUAGUUUCAUGCGAUAGCUAAGUAAAUCUUGACAUUAACAUAUUUUGGCUCCCGUACUCAGUUUUUCUGUAUGUACAUAAUUAAAUUUGAUGUGGACCAACUGGUGUUGUGAUCCCAGUCUUUUGUCCAUAAAUUUCUAUUUGGAACGAUGAAACAAUGGUUCUAUAUUUAACACAAGCACUCCUUGAAUGGCGAAAAAUAAACAGGAUGAAAAAUAACCAAACAGAUGAUUCAUCUGAGUUAAAAGGAGGGAAUUAAUAAAAGAGUGAAACAGUCACCGUUGAAUGAGAAACGCUUUGAAGUGGAACUUAUUAUCUGCGGAAUACUUCUGGGUUGUCCUAACGACGCUGGCGAAGUGAAAGUACUCUCCUUUGUUGACGAUUUGUUCUCCUUUAUUCAGAUACCCGUAGAAAUCGGUUACAUCGACUACUUUAAUCAGUAACUUUGUAUGUCAGACUUGCAGACGCCUCUCCAUACAGAACAAAGCAAAAGUCGCAGUAAAAACACCGUUCGUCCUCUUCCAUUUUCUUCUUUAUGUGGUAAUAUGCUUCGAGUAGUCUGAUUACCCUAAGAAAAGCUGUCAAUUCGGAAAGCCAUUCUUGCAAGUUGCUCUCAACCAAAUCUCACGUAGUUCUACAAAUCAAAUGAUUAGAUGAUGUACUCACGUACAUUUAGCCGAUGCUUUUCAGUUUAAAAAUUCCCUGAAAGUUAACAAACUAGUAUGUAUAGCCAUUUACUGCUUUCUUGAAGCAAUCAUAACACGCAACGGCAUUAUAAUUCAAGCUGUACCACCAACUCGCUUUCACAUGUUCGCUUUAAAAAAAAACCCAAAUGAAUCUGGUGGCUUUAUGAAAACCGACUGACCACAAAAGGAAGGGCUGCAUUUUUUUUCUGAUGCUUACUGCCUGGGAUUUGAACCCACGACCUUUUCGUUGUUAGACCAAUUUGCUAUUUCUUGAGUAAAUUACUUUAAAACUUCUACCUACAAGACAUGUUCUACAAAAAUAAAUAUUUUUUUCAUUUCAA